UCUCUAAACGGGCUCUCGACGCGUCGCUGCGCGCUCCGGCUUCUCAAACAAUCUGAUUGGAGUCGGCGUGCGCGGAACCCGGCGUAGGCGGUCCCACGUCCCACUUUUUUUUUUUUGAGAAGAUUACGAGGACAAUCCAGUGAGAAACACAUGACAUUAAGGCUGCCGGAGAGAAGGCGGACGGCCGCAGCGGGACAGAGACGGGACGACGCGCGACGAGUCGAGGCAGAGCGGAGACGCGACCUGUGUGGAGCUAUUUGGAGCCGGAGGACGCUGGUAGUUCUCUGAUCCCAAGAAGAAAACGAGAACCUCACCGAUCGCACCCGAUCGUUCCGCAGAUCCACACGACCCCGAACGCCGACGCGAUUUCGGCACGUGAAUCCAUCGAAGUGCGAGGCACCGGAGCAGCUAUGAGCGACGGCAAAGCAGCUGUGGAAACGGCUCCCGCUGAGGCGAACGCUAUUCCCAAUGGGAAAGGCCACGAGGCCGGGGAGGAGAGCGCCGCGUCAGCAAAAACACCCGCAGAGGACGGUGAAAAGGACACUGUACCCAGCAGUGCCCAGAAUGCUAGUUCUCAGAGGACAGAGAACACGGAGGCCAACCUUCCAGAGAGCCAGGAGUUCUUAUCGGGCGCCGAGGACAAGAAGAUGACCCGCUUCACAGACUUUGAAGGCAAAACCUCCUUCGGGAUGUCUGUCUUCAACCUGGGCAACGCGAUCAUGGGCAGUGGCAUCCUGGGGCUGGCGUACGCCAUGGCCAACACGGGUGUCAUCCUGUUUCUGGUACUUCUAACAGUGGUGGCAGUCCUCUCGUCAUAUUCCAUCCAUUUACUGUUAAAGUCGUCAGGGAUUGUAGGUAUUCGUGCGUAUGAGCAGCUGGGCUACCGGGCCUUCGGGACGCCGGGGAAGAUGGCAGCAGGCAUUGCCAUAACGCUGCAGAACAUUGGAGCCAUGUCCAGCUACCUGUACAUCGUCAAGUAUGAGUUCCCUCUGGUCAUACAGGCUUUUCUAAGGGUGGGCACGGAUGCAGAUGAAUGGUACCUGAACGGAAACUACCUUGUCAUCAUUGUGUCCGUAGCAGUGAUUUUACCACUGGCUCUCAUGAAACAGCUGGGAUACCUGGGAUACACCAGCGGCUUCUCGCUCAGCUGCAUGGUCUUCUUCCUCAUUUCGGUCAUCUACAAGAAGUUCAACAUCCCCUGUCCAUUUAACGGCGGCCCCAACGGCACCGAGCACGGGCUGAACGUCAGCGAGCCGCACCCCGACUGCAUCCCCAAAAUGGUCAACCUCAACCCGCAAACAGCCUACACCAUCCCCAUCCUGGCCUUCGCCUUUGUGUGCCACCCCGAGGUCCUGCCCAUCUACACAGAGCUGCGCAACCCCACCAAGAAAAAGAUGCAGCAUGUGGCCAACAUCUCCAUUGCAGUCAUGUACAUCAUGUACUUCCUGGCUGCUCUUUUUGGAUACUUAACUUUCUAUGGUAAAGUGGAGGCAGAGCUGCUUCACACCUACAGUCAAGUAAACCCAUACGACACCCUCAUUUUGUGUGUGCGUGUGGCCGUGCUCACUGCUGUCACGCUCACUGUGCCCAUCGUGCUCUUUCCUGUACGGAGAGCCAUUCAGCAGAUGAUGUUUCCCAACAAGACCUUCUACUGGCCCCGGCAUAUUGCCAUCGCCUUGGUUCUGCUCACCUUCAUCAACCUGCUGGUCAUCUUUGCCCCCAACAUUCUGGGCAUUUUUGGGGUUAUUGGUGCCACGUCCGCUCCUUGUCUCAUAUUCAUUUUCCCCGCUGUCUUCUACAUUCGUAUUGUACCCAAAGAAGAGGAGCCGCUGCGCUCGUGGCCCAAAAUUCUGGCCAUCUGCUUUGCUGGGAUCGGUUUCCUGUUUAUGACAAUGAGCCUUAGCUUUAUCAUCAUUGACUGGACAUCAGGCAGCAGUAAAGCCAGCAGUGGUCACUAGGUGACACCGUCCUCCACCCUUUUUUUUUAAUUCACUUUUUUAUAUUGUAGCAUUACAGUAGAUCUGUGCUGUGAUGCCACUUCUUUUACUUUGGAUCAUGUCUGAUAUUAGCGAUGCCCCAUACUUUCAUUAGUGAACACUGGUCUAGUGUGCAUAUGCUACAUUGUCCUCCACACCCUGCCAAAUAGUGAUGAUGGCCAGUAGAUGCUCUUGAAAAGCUAAUAGUGAAUUGUGUGAGAGGACAGGUGCAUAAAGACUGAUGUUGGCACAGAUAACGAUGCUGCAGGAUGCUGCCUCUCCAUGUCUUGUUUAGGAGCUUCUCCCUACUUUACCUACAACAACACUGCUCCUCAGAUUAGAACAGUCUGAGACACUAACUGUUUUGAAUGAAAUCAAUUGAAUGAUUUUGUAGUAUUAUUAUGAAUAUUAUGACGCUAUUUGAGUAACAAUUCUGUGCACAUGCAGACGAACUUACAACAAAGAUAAAACAAAGUGGUUUAGUAUUUUGGGGAAAGCUUUGCUAUCUUGCUGGAGUUUAGGGGAAGAUUGAAACGCUUUCAUGUGUGCGCAGUGAACACAGAGCUACAGCCAGCAGCCAGUUAGCUUAGCAUAACUCCUGUUAAAGUCAUCACCUCUGGCAGAGCAGGGUGCAAAACCACAGAGAAUGUGGUGCAGUUGUUAGCACAUAUAUCACAACAUUCCCACAUAGUAAGAUGUAGAUGUAUAUUUUUAUUGAUCUCUGCUGGAUAAAAACAUCAGAUGAUGCCGGACAGACUGUUGGUGCGUGGCUAAUGCACACUGACGCAAUCUUAUCAGAAGCAGGGAUCAGGUCAGCAGCAUUUUAAAUACGUUUAAAAUAGCCUUUACUGUGCAAAGAGUUUUUGUUUAUUUUUAUUACUGUGUACAUAACAGUGAUGAAUGCUACACAAGUCCUCAUCAGUUGGACUGUGCAGAUGACAGUUAUAAAUGAGAUGAAGGUGGGUUACACGUCUAACACGGAUGAGUUGAUGCGUUGUUUCUGAGCAUUCACUGAAAUCAGAGAUAACCAAAACGUGUAAAAUAACAACAGGGUUAUAAAACUUCAUGUUUUAUGUCUGUAAAUAUUCCUGCGUCCAGCACAAGACUGGUCCCAGAAGUUUAUGGCACACAUGGGAUUUCUGCCUCGGCAGUUAGCAAUAGCACUUUCCAUUAACAAGCACAACCUCUUGUAGCCAAUAACUAGUUGAGACACAGACCAAUUAUUUGUAAGAUGCUCUGCCAUUUGCUAGACUGCUUUGUAUUACUAAAUUAAUCCAUCUAGUGUAGAUGACAAGAACAUAUGCAAUGUAUUGAUGGUAAUAUAUGGAUGUCUUCUCAAACAGUACUUGAAGUAAUGUUAAACUUCCUGCCUUCCCGUGAGCCCCUGCGAUCAUUAGCUUCCUCCUUGUGCCCUGUAGAUGAAAAGAAAUUGUUUGAAUGUGUUAUUGGAAGUUUUUCAAGUGUCUGUGUUGUGUAAAAAAUGGCUUCACUGUAUUCGAUCUAUAGUAUUAUGCAUUUCUAUUGUAAAACCUGGACCUAUACUCGGAUCAGAAGUAUAAUGCAAGUGUUUGUCUCCUACCCUCGAUAAAACUUUAUGUUUAAUGUUUUUAUGAGUGUAUCUGUUGACUCUAAUUCAGAAAUGCAAGAGCAAAACAUGUUAAUGAUUGUUUUGUCUUUUAUAGUCAGUAGUAUAUCAUCAGUGGUAUCGUUUUGGUCAUUUCAGUGACUUCAUAACUGCUUGUUGGUAGAUGUAUCCUACUAACUCAGUUGGUAGAUGUAACCUACUAACUCAGAGCUGUUUGUGAGCUGGUGAACUGUCUACAUUUCAUCACUUUUUAAUGAUCCAUUACAUCAGACUUGAUUGACGUAUGGGUAACUCAGUAUUGUCUUGUUAUUUUGUUUCAAUGGUAAUUCUUUAAUCCAUUUAAUUCCUUAAAACAGACUUUGAUUGUCUUUACUGUCUAUCAGCAGAGGGAAUCAUCUGAAUCAGCCAUUGUGUUUGUUGUUGUUUCAUUAAAACAAGGUUGAUAUUUAUAUUGUUUUAGAUUUUAAAUUAGGCUAUAUGUCUAAAAAACAUAUCAAAUUAAUAUAAUAAUUUGUUUUUCAAUUAUGCACAAGCAAAAUGCUGCAAAACAUUAGAAUGUGUAAAAAUGAAAUGUAAACAAAUACAAAGGUGAAAGUGAGUGAAACCACUUUCUUGGUGGCUGAUAAGAGAUGAUUUCUAUUUAGAUAUUAGUGUUUAUUAGUAUAAGUCUCAAUCUUUGUGUGAAAACUAUUGAUUAGUAACCUAUUAAAUAUUGACAUCGGUCGGCAUUUAUAAAUAAUGUAUAUAAACGUAUACCCUUUAUAUUCUAUAUGCAUAUCUAGUUUGUAUAAUGUAAAUAGCAAUUAAAGUUUUAGUCCAAUUAAAAAUAUAAAUGUAAUCAUUUUCAAAGUGCUUUUAAACCUUUUGUCCUUGAAUUCAUGGCUAUUUUCUUGUAUCUCUAUAUAUUUUAAUAUGUUGUUGGCAGUAUUGUACUGUAAACAAUGUUGCAAUAAAGAUAAUGAGGUAACAUAA
This is a messenger RNA of Betta splendens (Siamese fighting fish), 4533 nucleotides long. RefSeq names its product sodium-coupled neutral amino acid transporter 3-like. Bases 411 to 1958 code for a protein of 515 amino acids. NCBI's taxonomy places the organism in Eukaryota, Metazoa, Chordata, Actinopteri, Anabantiformes, Osphronemidae. The transcript is spliced from 17 exons. The record is from RefSeq and is a predicted model, not a curated record. Gene Ontology annotation, molecular function: L-asparagine transmembrane transporter activity; L-histidine transmembrane transporter activity; L-glutamine transmembrane transporter activity. Gene Ontology annotation, biological process: asparagine transport; histidine transport; L-glutamine transport.